Choloepus didactylus (southern two-toed sloth) is the source of this 1419-nucleotide messenger RNA. Its product is annotated as small integral membrane protein 24-like. The transcript has 4 exons. Lineage: Eukaryota; Metazoa; Chordata; Mammalia; Pilosa; Megalonychidae. The record is from RefSeq and is a predicted model, not a curated record. The coding region runs from base 69 to 437 and encodes 122 amino acids.
UGCCUUAUCGGGGGGCUGGGCCCGGCCUUGCCCACACCCAGGCCUGGGACGCUGAGCUCACUCGUCUGAUGGCCAUGGAGACGCUGCAGGUCCUUCUCGCCCUGGGUGCCCUGCUCCUGUUGCCCGUGGACGCCCAGGAGGCCUCUGGGCAGCAUCUGAAGCCCUGGCUGGUGGGCCUGGCCGCCGUCGUGGGUUUCUUAUUCAUUGUCUUCGUUCUCAUGCUGGCUAACCGCAUCUGGUGCUCCAAAGAGAGAGACAUGGACAAGGAGGCCGUGUUGCAAAUGGAUACUCACCUGUACCAGGAUGUGGACCUGAGUAAUGAAGAUGAGAGGAAAAAGGAAAAAGAGAAAAAAAGAGAGAAAAAGACAAAGAAGGAAGGAAGGAACAACUUGGGGCUAGAGCUGGACGACGGAGAAAGAAAGAACACGGCCAUGUGAAACCUCCCUGCCGCCUCCUCCAGGCAGCCCCCCAGGGAUGUCCCUACAGCCCUUCCAUGCCCUAGGACCUGGACCAGAGGCCAGCAAAGUGAUUCCACUGCGUCCCCAGAGGAAGAUGGCUCAGGAAUGGCCCCGCGUCCCUCACGGAGGGAUCUUUGGGCAUUCCAUGGCGUCUUUACCCACCACCUUCCGGAACUUGUUCUCACCUUGGUCCCCUUGAUGAUUCUUGCCCUUGAAGAGUGCCCCUGCACAAGGAACCCCCCCCAAUCUCAUGGCUCCUCCCACUUUCCCGGCCACCUGAUUUCUUUUCCCCGCUGCUUGAUUUCUUUCCCCCGCCACCUGAUUUCUUUUCCCUCCGCCUGAUAUCUAUCGGCCUUUGGUUUCCCCCAAGGCGCUAGAAACUCCUCCCUCCCAGGCAGCCUCAGGACCAACAUCCGCUCGGUGCUGCCUCUGAAUUAAAGAAUAGGUAAGAGCCCUUCUGGGGGCUCCUGGGACUGAUCUCCCCCCUGGGGGAGGCUGCCUUUGGGGUGCAGGAGCACUGCUUGGGCAGGUGGGCAAAUCACACCCCAAGGUGCCCGGGUGCCCCAAGCAGACUGACCCCUCUCCCUGCAAUCUUGUUUUUGCUGCCCCAAGUCCAACGCCCCUGGACUUUGAGCCCCAAGCUCCGUCUCCUAGGAAAUCCUUGCCCCCUCCCCCUGUGUUUUGGGGCACGUGACUCUAUAUCUGGAAACAGAAGUGCCCUAGAGCCCUGUGAUAUCUGGGGAGGGGCCCGGCACUUGCCUCCCCUCUUCUCCUCACUUUUGCUGGACCCUGAACCUUGCCCUCGCCAUCAGCUUAGAUAAAGGCUGGAAUUGGGGGCUCCGUUCUGGGACCGGAAGCUGCACCCCCCCAAGACAGAGCGCCUCCGUCCCAACAUUUCCAGGAUCGCCCGCCAGGGGGCGGAAAACCAUAAAAUUAAUAAAUUACCGUAAUGGUCCCAAUA